CUCCUUCUCCAAGAUGGCGGCGGUCGGCGGCGCUGAGGCGGGAUCCGAGCGAGCAGAGUGAAGACCUGGUCCUGUACACGGGAAGGAGCCUGGACACAAGUGACAACACAUUCUCAAAGGCCCUGCAGGACCACCAUGGCUUAUGAUGACUCCAUGAAGAAAGAAGAUUGCUUUGAUGGUGAUCACAGCUUUGAGGACAUAGGACUUGCAGCUGGCCGAAGCCAACGAGAAAAGAAGCGGUCAUACAAAGACUUCUUAAGGGAAGAGGAAGAAGUUGCUGCGCAGGUCAGAAGUUCUUCCAAGAAGAAGUCAAAGGACAGUGACUUGUUCUUCUUGGGGACGGACACACACAAGAAGAAAAGGAAGCACUCCCCUGAUGAUUACUACUAUGGAGACAUUUCGUCUUUGGAAUCAUCACAGAAGAAAAAGAAGAAAUCUAGUCCACAGUCAGCCGACACAGCAAUGGACCUAUUGAAAGCUAUCACCUCCCCACUGUCAGCAGGUGCCAAGUCCUCCAAGAAGGCAGGGGAGAAAUCCUCCAGUUCUUCAAGCCAUUCAGAGAGCAGAAAGGAACACCACAAGAAGAAGGGCAAUGGAAGCAGUGGAGAGCUCUCCCUAGAGGACAGCAAUGCUCACAAAUCCAAAAAAAUGAAGCCACUCUAUGUGAACACAGAGACACUGACUCUUCGUGAGCCUGAUGGCUUAAAGAUGAAACUUAUUCUGUCACCCAAGGAGAAAGGAAGCAGCUCAGUGGAGGAGGAGGCUUUUCAGUACCCUGCCCAACAGGCUUCUCUGAAAAAGUCCUCCAAGAAAUUAGCUCGGGAUGAGCAAGGUGCUUUACUCCUAGGACACGAACUCCAGAGCCUCCUGAAAACAGCCCGGAAGAAGCACAAGUCAUCCUCAGACUCACAUUCAUCUCCUGGCCCUGAGGGCUGUGGGUCUGAUACCUCCCAGCUUCCAGAAUCCCACAGUACUAACCUUGAAAUCACAGGGCUUGACCCCAUUCUAGUAGAGUCUGAGUCGUCCUCUGGUGGGGAGCUGGAGGCCGGUGAACUGGUGAUAGAUGAUUCUUAUAGGGAAAUCAAGAAGAAGAAGAAGUCAAAGAAGAGCAAGAAGAAGAAGGACAAGGACAGACACAAGGAGAAGCGGCACUCUCGAACCAAGAGGACCUCAGGGCUGGCAGCAAGCUCUUCCCGAGAGCAUGGCGCUUCUCAGGAGCAUGCAGUGAUACCUGGCCCAGCCUCCAGUAUCCCCACUCUGCCACUUCCUGCUCUCCACACGGAUGGACAUGGGGAGAAGAAAAAGAAAAGAGAAGAGAAGGACAGAGAGAGAGAGAGGGGAGAAAAGCCGAAAAAAAAGAACAUGUCUGCCUACCAGGUGUUCUGUAAAGAGUAUCGGGUAACCAUUGUGGCUGACCAUCCAGGUAUAGAUUUUGGAGAACUUAGUAAAAAAUUGGCUGAAGUAUGGAAGCAGUUGCCAGAAAAAGACAAACUGAUCUGGAAGCAGAAGGCUCAGUAUCUGCAGCACAAACAGAACAAAGCUGAAGCCACAACUGUGAAAAGAAAAGCCUCCAGUGCAGAAGGUUCGGUCAGAGUCAGAGCUUCUUCUGUGGGAAUACUGUCACCCCAAAAGAAGUCCCCACCCACCACAAUGCUUUUGCCAGCCUCACCAGCCAAAGCCCCUGAGACAGAGCCCAUUGAUGUUGCUGCUCAUCUCCAGUUGUUGGGAGAGUCUCUCAGCCUCAUUGGACACCGCCUGCAGGAGACAGAGGGCAUGGUAGCAGUGUCUGGCAGCUUGUCAGUGCUCCUGGACUCCAUUAUCUGUGCUCUUGGCCCUUUGGCAUGCCUGACCACACAACUACCUGAACUGAAUGGCUGUCCCAAACAGGUCCUGUCAAACACGCUAGACAACAUUGCGUACAUCAUGCCUGGACUGUGACCUUCAAGAAAGAAGCCUGGGACAGAAGCCUGUCUACCCCUUCGCUAGAGUGUGUGUGUAUAUAUAUAUGACUGUUCCAGAUCCACCACUGACCUCUGGGUAUAGGUUUUAAAUUUUUAUAUCUAUAUAUACAUAUAUAAUGUACAGUAUAUACAUAGGAUUAUAACUACUUUGCUUUUAAUAAUUUUAUGAAAUGGCAAAGGUUUAGCUAAAAGGAAACUUUGGCAUGAAUGUGGGCUUGGGAUUAUUUUUUUGUGUGAAAAAAUCUGCCUUAAAAAUCAGUGUAAUUUGGGGACUAGGGGCUUACUCUGGGUGCCAUGUUUAUCUCCAUAUAGAUAGCUAAAAAUGUGAUUUCCCCUCCCCCCAAGGCUGGUUGUACCUCCAGACCCAUCACUGACCAUUUGCCUUACCUGUCUUACAAUCGGAAAUGUAGUAAAGACUGUGGGAGGAGGCCAGCUGACUACAAUGUUUUCAACCUGGGGGGAGGUGGAGGUAGCUUAGGUGAACUGAGGGGGAGACUCAUUCCAAUUCCUACUAAACACGUUUCCAGUUUUAUUGGUACCUUAGAGUCAUGGGUGCCAUCUAUUGCCUCAGUUAUGUGAUUCUUGGCAGCAGAGAAAUACCUUGUAGAUACCAAAGCUGUUGGUGCCACUUGCAUUAGCUGGCCAAGAAGGCUUGGUCUACAAAAACCAAAGCUGGUAUCUCUCAUUGGCAGUGUUGGUUGGCCCCCAAAUCCUGAGAGAUUCGGCCGCUUAACUGCUAGGUGGUUCUCAGUUCAGCUGUGGUUCCCCUGGUGGACAGACUGUGCUCUGCAUUCCACACAGUUGGACCAUAAAGAUGUGCUCUGUUCCUAGUAGGCUUAUCUGUAUGUGUGUGUGUGUAUAUUUUAAUUAUGUGUAUUUAACUCUUUAGAAUUUCUUAGAUUUUAAUUUAUCCUGUAAAUUCCUGUAUAUAUAAUUUAAUAACAAGCCUCCACCAGCAUUAGCAUGUGGAGCAUACAGAUCUGUCAUUUCUUCAUGUCUGUCUAAAAGCUCCAAGUCAUCCAUAUGUUAAGGUGUUGUGACUCAGAAAGGAGCUUCAUGGCCCUCAAUAAUGUUACAAAAGUGAAAUACAAAGGAAUGUCACCAUUCCCAACUACCCUUGUUCCCAAAGAACCAGACCCCAUUAGAGAGAAGAUAGUUGAGCACUCCAGGGUUGUUUGGAAAACUUGGUGUGAGAUUCCCUUCCCUGCCAAAACCAAGCUGAGGUAACCAUGCUUUCUUCCUCUGGCAUAGAUGGAACAGGGCAGCAUCAUAGCAAACCUUUGGG
Messenger RNA from Psammomys obesus (fat sand rat), 3246 nucleotides. RefSeq names its product HMG-box containing 4 (gene Hmgxb4). The transcript is spliced from 11 exons. Bases 136 to 1938 code for a protein of 600 amino acids. The record is from RefSeq and is a predicted model, not a curated record. NCBI's taxonomy places the organism in Eukaryota, Metazoa, Chordata, Mammalia, Rodentia, Muridae.